Contarinia nasturtii (swede midge) is the source of this 2433-nucleotide messenger RNA. It is a transcript of the gene BTBD9, whose product is annotated as BTB/POZ domain-containing protein 9. The transcript has 8 exons. The coding region runs from base 142 to 1935 and encodes 597 amino acids. NCBI's taxonomy places the organism in Eukaryota, Metazoa, Arthropoda, Insecta, Diptera, Cecidomyiidae. Gene Ontology annotation, biological process: modulation of chemical synaptic transmission; adult locomotory behavior; circadian behavior. The record is from RefSeq and is a predicted model, not a curated record. Gene Ontology annotation, molecular function: protein binding.
CUAGAAAAUAGUGAACGGAGUAAAAGAAAACAAACAAACGAAGGAGGAAAAUAAAAUUUUCAGUUUUUUCUACAUUUUAUAAGCAAAAUCAGUGUUGGCAGCUUGAUAAAAGACUUUGAAAACAGUUUGGUUGUGAUAAAAAUGAGCAGUCGCACGGUGCCAACGCAAAAAAUCAAUGCCUGUGGUGAAAUUGAUUUAACACCUGAAUUUUCACAGCACAUGAGCCAAUUGUGUAUGAGCAGUGAAUAUUCAGACGUGGCGUUUAUCGUCGAAGGUGUUAAAUUACCAGCUCACAAAAUACUACUCGCAGCGCGCAGUUCAUAUUUUCGUGCAUUGCUGUAUGGUGGUUUGUGCGAAACAAAUCAAAAUGAAAUUGAGUUAAAAGUUCCACUCGAAGCAUUCAAAGCCUUACUAGAGUAUAUUUAUACGGGCUGCAUGUCAUUGGCCAAAAUGAAGGAGGAAAACAUUUUGGAUUCACUCGGUUUGGCCAACCAAUAUGGCUUUGAAACAUUAGAAUUAGCCAUUUCAACGUACUUAACCAACAGUUUAUCAUUGAAAAAUUGCUGCGCCAUUCUCGAUGCAGCACGGUUGUACAAUUUAGACACACUCAGCGAUUUCACACUCACAUUUAUGGAUCGAAAUUCGACUGAUUUACUGAAUGCCAGCACAUUUAAGACAUUGUCACAAGACUCACUCUGCACAUUACUGCAAAGAGAUUCAUUUUUCGCGCCCGAAGUUAACAUUUUUAAUGCUGUUUAUGAUUGGUGUAAAAAUAAUCCAAACGCAGAUAUUGAGACGGUUGUAUCAUUCGUUCGUUUGCCAUUGAUGAAUCUCAAGCAAUUGCUAAGAGUCGUUCGACCAUGUGCAAUUUUGGAUCCAGACCGUCUUUUGGAUGCAAUUGAAGAGCAAACCACUUCAAAGAAUCUCGUUUAUCGUGGCGCCCUUUGGCCCGAAGAGAAUGUUGCUUCAGCCAAAUUCAACUCGAAAACAAUUAGAGGUGAAUUGCGAUCAGCACUACUUGACGGUGAUGUUACAAAUUACGACAUGGAAAAAGGUUAUACGCGUCACUCCAUCAACGAUGCCAAUGAUCUAAGCAUUAUAGUUGAAUUGGGUACAAUCAGCAUCAUAAAUCACAUGAAAAUGUUGCUGUGGGAUCGUGAUACGCGCAGUUACUCGUACUACAUUGAAACGUCAGUUGAUCAAAACAAUUGGCAUCGCGUUGUAGAUCACACAAAAUACAUGUGUCGUUCAUGGCAAUUUUUAUACUUUCCAUCACGAGCGGUUCGUUUCAUAAAGCUGGUUGGCACACACAAUACAUGCAACAAAGUGUUUCAUGUGGUUGCACUCGAGGCGUACUAUACAAUGCGAAUGCCGACUCUAGUCAAUGGUCUUGUGUUGCCUACGUACAACGUUGCAACCGUUGAAAUGUCAUCAAUGGUUAUCGAAGGAGUUAGUCGUACACGGAAUGCACUUCUCAAUGGUGAUGUCAAAAAUUAUGACUGGGACUCUGGAUAUACGUGCCAUCAAUUAGGGAGCGGUGUCAUAGUCGUUCAACUUGGUCAGCCGUAUUACAUUGGUUCGAUGCGAUUGUUGUUGUGGGACUGUGAUUCGAGAACGUACAGUUUUUUCAUUGAGACAUCUGUGAACCAAAAGGAUUGGGAAAUGGCUGUCGAUAAAAAAGACGAGCAGCUUCGAUCUUGGCAACAAUUCAUAUUUGAACCUCGACCGGUUGUAUUCAUUAAAAUCGUUGGCACUUACAACACAGCAAAUGAGAUUUUUCAUUGUGUGCAUUUCGAAUGUCCGGCCGAUUUGCCGAAACAAACAAUCGAAGCACAGAUAGCUUCGGCUUUGGCAUCAGCAAGCAAAAGUUCAUCUUCAUCGCACGCCAAAUCUAACUCAAGCUCUCUAGAGCCCUUAAACAUUGAUUCGGAAUAAAUAGUUAAACAAAAAAAAAGGUUUCUACUCGAACAAUCGAUCAACAACAUGUAAUCUCUAAAAACACACCACAUAUAUAUUUGCCCAAACCCUCAAAAUUAUUCUCAAAUUGUAUUCUCAAUUGUAUUAUUUUUACAUAGACAUAAUUCUUAACUCAAAUCAAAUCUAGUUCAAAUGAUCAAAUUGUAAAGAAAUAAUAAUCGGUUAUAACAAAUAUGAUUGUGCGAGAAUGUAUGUGAGACUUCUCCCGAGACUUCGUUAAGGUGUAACACAGCCAUACAAAAAAUCUCAAUUUUUAUAUGGUGGUGGUGCUACAUUUCAAUAAAAUCUCAAGUGAAGUCUUACAUUCGUUUGAGAGCAUUCAUAUUAUUCUGUUCAUAUUUCAUCUUAUUUAUUGAGGGCCAUUGGCAAUAAUAUUUAAUACUUUAUAGCUAUAUACAAUUAGAAUGUAAAUUAUUUUCAAAGUCUUGAAUAAAUUUACGCUUUUUUGAUUAUUAA